Diospyros lotus (date-plum) is the source of this 3436-nucleotide messenger RNA. Its product is annotated as protein SLOW WALKER 2. Gene Ontology annotation, cellular component: nucleus. The transcript has 16 exons. Bases 73 to 3069 code for a protein of 998 amino acids. The record is from RefSeq and is a predicted model, not a curated record. Lineage: Eukaryota; Viridiplantae; Streptophyta; Magnoliopsida; Ericales; Ebenaceae.
CUAAAACCCUACUAGUAGUUUCAGAGAGAGAGGCCCUUCUUGUGAAGCUCAGACAUUGAUUGGCAUGAAACAAUGGCGAUUUCAAAAUCCAAGAAAUCCGAACGCACCGCCGAAGCAGAAGACCUAGAGCUUUUGAAAUCCGAUGUUGCAUCGUUCGCUUCCUCAAUCGGUCUCUCCUCUACCUCCGGUGCCGGUGCCGGUGCCGUCUCCGGCUUCGACGACUCCGACUUCCGCAAAACAGGCCCUAUCAAGCCGCCGGCCAAGUCCGAUGGGCCUGCAAAAGAGAGACAGAAAGAAAAAGUUAGUAGCAUCGCCAGCAGUAAAGGACUGCCGAAACAAGCUAGGGCUUUUCAACCGGUUGAUAAUUCGAGGGGUUUUGAUAAGUUCAGGAACCUGCCGAAGAUGCCGCUCGUGAAGGCGAGCUCCCUGGGGGUGUGGUACGUGGACGCGACCGAGUUGGAAGGGAGAGUGAUAGCAAGCGAAGCGCAGAAGAAGGUUGAGUUUCGGGACGUUGAGGAGUGGAAGAAAUUGGUUGCGAAGAAGAAGGAGCUGGCUGAGAGGUUGUUGGCGCAGUAUUCGCUGGACUACGAAUCAUCCAGAGGCCAGAGCGGCGACGUCAAAAUGCUGGUCGCCACACAGAGGUCGGGGACGGCGGCAGACAAGGUGUCUGCGUUUUCAGUCAUGGUUGGGGAGAAUCCAAUUGCUAAUAUCAGAUCACUUGAUGCACUCUUAGGAAUGGUGACAUCAAAAGUGGGAAAGCGCCAUGCGCUAACAGGCUUUGAAGCACUAAAAGAACUCUUUAUUUCAAGUCUAUUGCCUGAUUGCAAAUUGAAGACCCUUUUCCAGCGGCCUUUAAAUUAUCUUCCUGAGACAAAAGAUGGUUACUCUUUACUACUAUUUUGGCAUUGGGAGGAAUGUUUAAAGCAGAGGUAUGAACGCUUUAUUGUUGCACUUGAGGAAGCAUCUAGAGAUAUGCUACCUAUAUUGAAAGACAAAGCACUGAAGACCAUGUAUGCGUUGCUGAGGAGUAAAUCAGAGCAAGAGCGCAAGUUACUUUCUGCACUAGUUAACAAACUUGGGGAUCCUGAAAAUAAAGCUGCCUCUAAUGCUGACUUUCAUUUAUCGAAGCUUUUGACUGAUCAUCCAAAUAUGAAGGUUGUGGUGAUUGACGAAGUUGAUACUUUUCUCUUUCGUCCUCAUCUGGGAUUACGAGCUAAAUACCAUGCUGUAAACUUCUUGAGCCAAAUUCGUCUCAGACACAAAGGAGAUGGACCCAAGGUGGCAAAGCGAUUAAUUGAUGUUUAUUUUGCUCUGUUUAAGGUACUUAUUUCUGAGGCUGGCGGGGCUCUUAAGACAGAUAAAAACAGAGAGGAGGAUAGAAGAGCUUUGGGCUCUGCCAAAGAUGGCAAAGUGAAAAGUCAGUCAUCAGAAUCUCAUGUUGAAAUGGACUCACGGUUGCUAACAGCUCUCCUGACAGGAGUCAAUCGAGCAUUUCCCUUUGUUUCUAGUAUUGAAGCUGAUGACAUUAUUGAGGUGCAAACUCCAAUGCUCUUCAGGCUGGUUCACUCGAAGAACUUCAAUGUCGGAGUUCAAGCCUUAAUGCUUCUUGAUAAGAUCUCAUCCAAAAAUCAGAUUGUUAGUGAUCGAUUUUACCGUGCCUUGUACUCGAAACUUCUGCUUCCAGCUGCAAUGAAUUCUUCGAAGGCAAAGAUGUUUAUUGGGCUGCUCUUGAGGGCUAUGAAAAAUGAUAUUAAUUUAAAGCGAGUAGCAGCCUUCUCAAAGCGUUUAUUGCAGGUUGCCCUUCAGCAGCCACCGCAAUAUGCCUGUGCUUGUCUUUUCCUCCUCUCUGAAGUCCUUAAAGCAAGGCCACCUCUAUGGCACAUGUUGCUUCAGAAUGAGUCAGUUGAUGAAGAUCUUGAGCAUUUUGAAGAUAUUGUGGAGGAAACCGAAGAUCAAACUACCACCAAGUUCAAUAAACCUAACAAUGCUACUGAAAAUGUCCCCAUUGAUGAUAGUAACAGUGUUGACAGUGAUUCCUCGCAAGAUGAAGGUGUUUCUAUUUCUUCCGACUCCAAAAGUGAUGUUUCAGAUGAAGAAGAUGACUUGCUUGUUGGAGAAGCUUUACAGGAUGUUGAGGAAGCCAAACCAAUGCCUGAUCAAAGUAGGAAGGAAACUCAAGUGUCUGACGUGAGGUCUUCAUUGCCGGGAGGAUAUGACCCACGGCACAGGGAGCCUUCUUAUUGCAACGCAGAUCGAGUAAGCUGGUGGGAGCUGACAGUACUGGCUUCACAUGUGCACCCAUCAGUCGCUACCAUGGCCGGAACCCUUCUCUCUGGGGCAAACAUAGUGUACAAUGGAAACCCAUUAAAUGACCUUUCACUAACUGCUUUCUUGGACAAGUUCAUGGAGAAGAAGCCUAAGCAGAGCACAUGGCAUGGUGGUUCCGAGAUUGAGCCUGCUAAAAAGCCUGAUCUGAACCACCAGUUGAUUGGGUCAGAGAUCUUGUCCUUGGCGGAAUUGGAUGUACCCCCUGAAGAUUUUGUCUUCCACAAGUUCUAUAUGAACAAAAUGAGUUCCUCAAAGAAGCCAAAGAAAAAGAAAAAGAAGAAAGGAGCAGAGGAUGCUGCUGCUGAAGAGUUAUAUGCUGGUGACGAUGAGAGUGACAACGAAGAGAUUGAGAACAUGCUGGACGCUGCUGAUCCUUCUUUGGAGGCAAAUGGUGAUUAUGAUUACGAUGAUUUGGACAAUGUUGCUAUUGAGGAAGACGAUGACUUGGUUGGUAAUGUCAGUGAUGAAGAGAUGGACAUUCUUUCAGAUAUUGCCGACGAAAAGGAUGAUCACAAUGGAUAUGGUGGUGAUGAAGAAGUUGAUGUAGGAGUAGAUGACGGUGGAAGUGAUGGUGAAGAUGUGCCCGGCAAAAGAAAAAGGAAGCGGAAGUCCAUCGGGAACUCUGCAGCUUCUCCAUUUGCAAGUCUUGAAGAGUUCGAGCAUCUGUUAAAUGACGAGACUGCAACAGAGAACAAGUCUGUUGGAAGAAAGAACUCGAGAUCAAAGAAGCGAAAGAAGUAAUUGAAAGAGACUUCCCCACCGCUUUGGCUUGCCUGGGCUCCCAUUUUUCAGGUCAAAUCAAGCUUGUUAAGCAGGUAAGCUACUGCAUCCUUUUACUUGCCUGAAAAGGAAGGGGGAAAAGGGAAAUAGAUUUCCUGGGGUUUAACAUUGCCGACCAUUAGACCAUCGUGGGUUUAAAGGUCUCCAAAAUUUUGGCCAUUUGUGCGUGAAAGCUGCCACUCAUGGGAAUUAGUGUAAUGUAAGACUUGUAAUUUGUACUCUAAAUCCCUUUAGAAGAAACACAAAAGAACUUUGUUUUGACUGAUUACCCCAUUUGGUCAUUUCUCAAGUGGAAGAGGCAUUUGCAGUGAAUCCCCCCAUUUCUAAA